AUGCCCCUAAAGAAAGCUCCAGCCAACGGCGAAGCCACUGAUGGAGCCUUCAAGUGGGACGGUCCAAACGACCUCAAACUCCUCCUCCUAACCCAAGGCCGCUACGUCAAACCCGAAGAAUACGAGCAACUCUCCACUGCCUUUCCAGGCACAAAAAUCGGCAGCAUCCGCAACCACAUAUCCGUCCUGCGCGUCAAGCAGCGUGACCUGUACGAGCAGCUCGGCUGGACACUGCCCGAAGGCGCCGCCGGCCACAGUGCGCAGAAGAAGACGCCUAGGUCGGUGAGGAAACGCAGUGGGGAUGAUGCCGAGGCGAGGGAUGCUCGCGAGGCUGGGUUGGAGUCGCCGAGUAAGAAGGCAAGGGCGCGGAAGGGGAGGGGUGAUGUGAAGAAAGAGGAGGAGGUGGAAGAG
Messenger RNA from Bipolaris zeicola 26-R-13, 411 nucleotides. RefSeq lists its product as uncharacterized. The record is from RefSeq and is a predicted model, not a curated record. The annotation marks the transcript as partial. The transcript has 4 exons. NCBI's taxonomy places the organism in Eukaryota, Fungi, Ascomycota, Dothideomycetes, Pleosporales, Pleosporaceae.